Xyrauchen texanus (razorback sucker) is the source of this 2504-nucleotide messenger RNA. RefSeq names its product protein TMED8-like. Bases 338 to 1180 code for a protein of 280 amino acids. The transcript has 6 exons. Lineage: Eukaryota; Metazoa; Chordata; Actinopteri; Cypriniformes; Catostomidae. Gene Ontology annotation, cellular component: Golgi membrane. The record is from RefSeq and is a predicted model, not a curated record.
AAAUUGUUUCCUUAUAAAAGCAGUUUAUUCAGCACACUGAAGCAUCUCCUCCAUAGACAUCCAUUCAAAAAGAACGGCCUCUUGUCUCCUCGCCAGUGUACAGCUCAUAGUAUAGAAAACCUUGUAUGCUCCGUUAAAAGAAGAGCUCUGUUGUCACUGCCUUCACAGUACGUAUUUACAAAUUAGCGGACUUCCUGGGCAUCAAGCGUUAUCUGUCAAGCAACACUGUUGGAUGUAACAGCAUCACACUCUCGCUGGAGGUUAUCUGACGGGCACCUGUGAGUCAAGUAAGUUUUCCUGCACUUUGAUUACAUGAAUAUUGUGAUGUGUAUAUUUGAUGAUGGAUAUAUUAAAUGUGCUUGGUGCUCUAGAGAUGGAGAAACUAGAGACAUCAGAACUCCAGUCUAGACUGUCAUCCCUGUCCGUUUCUUCUUUCCCUGGUAUAACUUCAAAAAACUGUGAAGCAAAUCCUUUAAACAGACUUCAAAGCACAGACCUUUCCCGGACAGCGAUCCAACCAGACAACCAAACUGAAAUGGAUGGUAUCAACAAUGCCAAAGAAUUUCCACAAUCUACCGAGGAGCCCAGCAUAUCUCUUGGGAAGGCAGAGGCAGCUGACUCACAGGAGAGCACUACCAGUGAGGGGACCUCACCUCCUGGGGAGAAAAAAGCUCUUCCGCCAUUGAAACCUGCAUCUACCUGGACAUCCAUGGCCCUGAAAGAGCUAAAGGCUAAGAUGCGUCAAGAGAAGGACAGUGUUGUGACCGUCUACCGUGGAGAUAUAAUGACUGUCCACAUGCCUACUGUUCCUGAGGCCAAGCGUGUGUGUUGGGAGUUUGCUACAGAUGGUUAUGACAUUGGUUUUGGGGUCUACUUCGACUGGUCACCUGUCACCAGCAGAAACAUUACGGUCCACAUUAGUGAAUCUAGUGAUGAUGAGGAUGAAGAUGAUGAGCUGGAAGGCCCUGUUGUUCCUGGAGAUGUAGAGAAGGGCUCUAAAUCAGUAGCGAACUCGAACUUGGGAGAGAUCCUUCCUGUGUACCGUCAGGAUAGUCAUCUGGCAGUGCAGGGUGGCAGCCAUGAUUUUCCAGGAGACGGCACAUACUUGAUAAAGUUUGACAACUCUUAUUCGCUCUGGCGGAAUAAGACUCUGUAUUACAGAGUGUACUACAGUGCCUGAGGAAUCAAGUGCAUAUUUAAAAUGAAAGUUUUAGCGAUACUUGUGUAUUACAUUACUGUUUAUGUAUGAUUCUCGCUAUUGUUGAUUUGUGCUAUCAUUUUAUCUAAAGCCCUAUCAUAGAUCAAAAAGUUUGCUUAUAUGUACAAAAUGCUUUUAGUAGUAAGGGGAGCCCAAAGCUCAUGAUAUGUGUUAUGUUUUGUGGUUUGCGUGCAAAUAAGAUGUUAUGUUAAAAUAUUUUAAGGGUCCAUAUAUGUCUUAUAUUUGCAUUUGCAGAUACCACAACUGUGGCAUCGCAUAUCAGGGACUAGAGUAGUAAUCAGGGAAGGUUUAUGGGUAUUCGCCCUGGUCAAAUGCUUUUCAAACAUUACCAUCGAGAUCAAAUGCAAAUAAGAAAACGGUUUAUUCAGGGUGUGAGAAAUGAGAAAUUUUAAAGUCUCUCUCUCUCUCUCUAUACCGGUGUAUAUAUAUAUAUAUACAAUUUCUAUUAUCAUACUACAAAAACACUUGAAGCUACAACUACUGUAGUUAAGAUAUAUUAGAAACCUCAUAUUCACCUCCAUAUGUUUUUAUUGCAGUUGGAAGCUGUAGCAAGAUGGCUAUCAAAUCAAUCACCAGGGAUAUGGCAGUGGUCAUAUCCCGCUUGUUUAUAACUUAAAAGGAAACCAUUUCCUGCCACAAAAGGCAGCUAAUUUGUUACAUAACUGAUUCAAUAUUUACAUGUCCCGGGCUCUGAAGGGUCGUUUGGAGAAAUACAAGACUAACUAUAGCGGAGUUUCAUGAUUGUUUCAGUUUAUAUUGUGCAAUAUGCCACACUGAGUGCUAAGUGCAAGGGUUGUAGUGUAGUGUUUACUUUUAUUUCAAUACCCUGUUCUUGAUUGUAUUAAGACUACCAAAUCACACUGCAAACAUGCAACCUGGACACUUUCCUCCUCCUACCAGUGAAUUAUUUUUGUACCUUUAAUUAUUUGUAUGUCUUCAGAGACUGUUGUAUUGUGCUGCUUAGAUGUUUGAUACUGUGUAAAGGGAUUUAAGGGCAAGGAAGACACGGGAACUGGCUUGACAAUAGAAAUAAUAGUUUAAUGAAAAGCACACGACGGUCAGCUGACCGUAAACGAUCUCUCUCUGUGGCACCACCAGUCGGCCUUUAAACCUCUCGGAGGCUUAAUUAGCCCAAUAAUUAGGUGUAUAUAAUCACGACCCGCCCUCCGCCCUGUCACAUAGGCCUACUGCUAAUGUGCUUUUUUGUAUGAUAUGAAUUUGAUGUUUGUUUGUCAACUUUUUCUUGUUUUUCUUUUGCUGUUUGUUCACAAUAAACAUUGCUAAU